GAGUUUUUCACCAGGGUAAGGAGAGUUUUCUAACGUCAUCGAAUUAUCAAGAAAACCGAGGGAAUUCUUGCAAUACACACUCAUACGGAAGAGUUACUCUAUUUACGCCAUACAAACCUGAAAUCGUGUCGUUAUUGGGAUGAUGAUUGUCGAUUUACGAACUGACACAAUCACAAAACCAUGUUUCGUGAUGAGACAAGCCAUGUUCGACGCCGAAGUCGGGGAUGACGUGUAUCAAGAAGACCCAACAGUUAUCAAGCUUGAACAAUAUGUUGCUGAGUUGAUGGGCAAGGAGGCUGCGUUGUUUACGACAAGUGGAACAAUGGCAAAUUUGGUCUCCAUCAUGGUGCAUUGUGAUACUCGUGGCUGCGAGAUGUACGCCGGCGAGAAUUCCCACCUGGUGCUUCACGAACAGGGAUGUGCUGCCCAAAUAGCAGGCGUCACCCUUUGCCCAUUCCCGACGAAUCCGGACGGUACAUUUGACCUAGAAAAAUUAAGACGGCGGCUCAGGAAUCCAGCAUUCGUCCAAAGCUCCAUCUCCCGCAUGAUUUCACUGGAGAACACGGCCGAUGGGAACAUCAUACCCGUGGCAUUUCUCAAGGAGGUCGUGGAGUUUGGGAAGACACAUGGAUUGAAGCUGCACAUGGACGGUUCGAGGGUCUGGCACUCGGCGAUGAUCACCAAAACCCCGAUCAGGGAGAUCGUAGAUGGGUUCGACUCGGUAUCUUUCUGUCUGACUAAACUGGGGGCUCCAGUUGGUUCCAUGCUGAGUGGUUCCAAGGAUUUCAUCGCUCAGGCGAGAAGAGCCAGGAAGGCUCUGGGAGGCGGAAUGCGUCAGGUGGGUGUGCUAGCUGCUUGUGGCUUCGUGGCAUUGGAGAACCGCUUCAAACUGGUCAAAGAUCAUGAGAGAGCACUCGCGAUGAUGGAGGCCAUCACCGAACUAGGGUCUGACGUCUUUAAAGUCGACGUUGGAAGAAUUCAGACGAAUAUGGUUUGGAUCAAUGUUGAGGAGACAGAGGAGAUCACGGCUGCCGGCUUUGCGAAGCGACUUGGUGAGACUGAAGAUGACCAUGAUGAUGAUAGGGUUAAGGUGCUGGCCUGGUCGGUACUACCUAGAAUUGUCAGACUGGUUUUUCAUCUGGAUGUGACUGACGAGGGAUUAGCGGCUGCAACGAGGAAGAUUUGUUAUUUAAUCAAAAAGAUGGAUCCGAAAUUCACAACAACAUCAUGAUGAGAGAAAAAUUGAAAAGAAGACAUAUGCAAGGGAUGGACUUACCUUCUUCGAUUUGUAAUAGAUUUUUUCAUUUUCACUGACAAAAAGUGAGUAAAGUUCAUUUAUGUACACGAAUUCUGGGGCAUGAAUCUUCUAAGUUUAUUAUAGUGAAUUACAUUAUGAUGAAAAAUUAAAAAUAGCUCAGGAACUAAAAACUUUAUGUUCAAUAAUGACUUUGGGAAAAGUUCAUCCAUAGAAUAUCCCUUGACAAUACAGUUUACAAAGGUCUCACGAGAAUUCUCUAGAAUUACUUGAGAAAGCCAAAUUCUUCGAUUAGAUUGUUUUUUCCGAAUAUGUAAUCGAUUUAUCUCUCAUCAUUUAUUAUUUAUCACUUAAUUAGUCCAGCGGCAGUUACCUUAUAACGAUUUUUAUAUCAGAAACAUUUAUAAUGAUGCCAUUGCAUGGAUUUUAUGAUCGCAUGAAAAGUUUCCCUGCCAGUGGUAAUAUUUUUUUUGUUUCCAUAUAACUUUAACAUAAGGUAAUUCAGAAAAUUUACGUAGGAACACACCAUCAGUGCUAAUGCAUCAGCGUUGAUGACAUGCGGAAGAGUACAACGAGGAAAGAACGAUGAUAAAUGACUCAAAGUAUGGAAUUUGAAUUAAAACAAAAUUCAUUUACUCAAUAGAAACGAUUGAUCCUUCGCAAAUAUUUGCACUGACUGUCGUGGGGUAUCCUUGAUACCGGGGUCGAGGGAAGGCCAUUUCUUCAGCCGUCACCUAUAUCAUCACGAAAAUACAUCUAAUCUUGAUUGAACACUGACAGAUACGAUAAAGAAGCACUCUUGGGAAGCCCGGUUGUGCAUUCUCCCAAUUAAAUUUAACCACUUCAUCGAAAACGUUGACAAUUAUUAUGUUGAGGAAGAUCUCUUGAUUGUUAUCCUUAUUAUCGCACGGGUUUCCCCUGACUUUUAACCGUGAGCCACUGAUCGAU
Molecule: messenger RNA, 2203 nt
Organism: Diachasmimorpha longicaudata
Lineage: Eukaryota; Metazoa; Arthropoda; Insecta; Hymenoptera; Braconidae
Product: L-allo-threonine aldolase-like
Exons: 5
Coding region: 140-1231 (363 amino acids)
Biological process (GO): L-threonine catabolic process; glycine biosynthetic process
Cellular component (GO): cytosol
Molecular function (GO): L-allo-threonine aldolase activity
Source: RefSeq, a predicted model, not a curated record